Molecule: messenger RNA, 428 nt
Organism: Dalotia coriaria
Lineage: Eukaryota; Metazoa; Arthropoda; Insecta; Coleoptera; Staphylinidae
Product: coiled-coil-helix-coiled-coil-helix domain-containing protein 7
Exons: 3
Coding region: 36-362 (108 amino acids)
Biological process (GO): mitochondrial respiratory chain complex assembly
Cellular component (GO): mitochondrion
Source: RefSeq, a predicted model, not a curated record
CAAUUGCCUUUAUUCCAGUUAUUUUCCAUGAGUAUAUGAUCUCGACCUGCAACAAAAACAUAACCUUGCAGUCAAAUGAAAAUAAAUCACUUGUAAUGGGACGCAUUGAAAAAGCUAAUCCUGCAACACUCAAUCCAUGUCACAAAGAAUCUGAUUUAACAUACAAAUGUCUUGAUGAUAAUAAUUAUGAUAGAGAUAAGUGUCUCAAAGCAAUGGAAAACUAUCAACUGUGUAAAUCUUUUUGGGGGUUUGUUCGAACUCAAAGGAGGAGAGAAGGCAAAUACCCUUUACUUCCACCUGAGGAGGAACGCGAUGAGAUUAAAAAAUACUAUAUUGAUGCAUUUUUGAGUGCCAAACGAUGAUUUUGCAUUUAUUUAUUCUUAGUUAAAUUUAGAGUGAUUUGUUAAAUAAAGUUAGUUUGAAAAGUG